UUUGUCUUUUCCUUGUUUUUCUCGCAUCUGCAUCCCACAAUCACCCAAUCACCCAAACAACCUUCUCAUCUCCACCAAAUCUUCCAUAUUUUCUACCCCAUUUCAUCUCCCUCCUUCAAUUUGGUUUUCUGAGCAUUUCGCAGAAACCCUCUCUCAAUUCCCCCGCCCCCCUUUAUUUUUUUGGCUUUCUUCUUUUUCUUCUUGAAAGAUGAAUUAGGACUAGGCCUUGGAUUCUUUGGUUUCCAUGUCCUGAAAUCUCUCUUCCUGCUUUUGGGUUUCUUGAAGAAAUGAUUUUCAAGAUCUGGGUCUUGGGUUUGGUCUGAGUAUGAGAGGAUUCCAAUCGAUGGAAGGUGGGGUUAUGGAUUUGGGGCCACUGGGGAUCUCAGCCGUCGAAUGCCGGUUCCGUCUUCGGUCGGCGUUCGAUCCAUUCUCAAUUGCGUCAGAGACGUUUUCUGAAACGGGUCGUCUGAUUCCGGUUAGAGGAGUCUGUGGGCGGCUUUGAAGCCGGGGAGAUUUGAGCUUGAUUUCUUCUGUUGGGGGAGCUGUUUGGAUUGCCAGGAUGAAGGGGUUGUUAUUUCCGGAGAAUGGUUUUCCGGGAAAACCGGAAUCUUCCGAUCUUGAAUACGUUGAGACGGAUCCGACCGGGCGGUAUGUUCGGUAUACAGAAGUUUUGGGCAAAGGAGCAUUCAAGACUGUUUAUAAGGCAUUUGAUGAAGUGGACGGGAUCGAAGUCGCUUGGAACCAAGUGAAUGUUGAUGAUGUGUUGCAGUCACCAGAAAACCUAGAACGAUUAUAUUCAGAAGUUCACCUGCUGAAAUCUUUAAAGCAUGAAAACAUUAUCAGGUUCUUUAACUCAUGGGUGGAUGAUAAGAACAAGACUGUUAACAUCAUCACUGAGUUAUUCACUUCUGGGAGUCUAAGGCAAUACCGUAGGAAGCACAAAAAUGUUGAUAUGAAGGCUGUGAAGAGCUGGGCAAGGCAAAUUCUUCGAGGCUUGCAGUACCUUCAUGGUCACAACCCACCUAUUCUUCACCGAGAUUUAAAAUGUGACAACAUUUUUGUUAAUGGAAACCAUGGGGAGGUCAAAAUAGGAGAUCUUGGGUUGGCCAUCAUUAUGCAGCAACCUACUGCUCGUAGUGUCAUUGGUACACCUGAAUUCAUGGCUCCAGAGCUUUAUGAAGAGGAAUACAAUGAACUUGUUGACAUAUAUUCUUUUGGCAUGUGCAUGUUAGAGAUGGUGACAUCUGAAUACCCAUACAACGAAUGCAAAAACCCUGCACAGAUAUAUAAGAAGGUUUCCUCUGGAAUAAAACCUGCUUCACUUGGAAAGGUACAAGAUCCCCAAGUAAAACAAUUUAUUGAGAAAUGCCUUCUUCCAGCUGCUGAAAGAUUGCCUGCAAAGGAGCUCUUAAAAGACCCGUUUCUCCAAUCUAACAAUCCAAAAGAGCCUGUUCGGGAUCCAGUGCAGCUACCCAAUGUUGUGCCUAGAACAGUGAAUUUACCCAAGUCUGGGCCUCUCUCCAUGGAAAUAGAUUCUGACUACAAGCAGGUUUCUAUUAGCACUAGUACGGAAACCAGCAAUGGAACUGCACAUGUUCCAUGUUUGGAGUUUCAGAGGAUCAACAGGAAUAACAAAUUCAGCUUGAAGGGGGAGAAAAAUGAUGACAACUCAAUAUCAUUGACCUUGCGAAUAGCUGAUGAGCAUGGUAAAGUGAGGAACAUUCACUUUCUAUUUUACCUUGAUACUGAUACUGCAAUCUCUGUGGCUGGUGAGAUGGUCGAGCAACUUGAUUUGUCUAAUCAUGACUUGACAUUUAUAUCAGCGUUCAUUGAUUUCUUGAUUCUGAAGCUUGUACCUGGUUGGAAAGCCUCAGUCAACCAUGCUUUGAGCGAGCCGAAUCAUGAUGGUCUCUCUCAAUUUAAUGUUGGGAGUUUAGUCAAAGGUUCUGUAAAACAUGAUGGUGAAGUUCAUAUGCAUAAAAAAUCAUAUGUGGUUAUGUCUCAUGGUAAUUCUCCUCCAAGUUCAGCUAAUGGGGAAGAUCAAUAUUCUCAAGCCUCAGAGGUCUCGGCAGAAUAUGAUGGAAUCAUAGAAUGUGGAGAUUACGGGAUCGCUGAAUGCCUGGGUGGAUAUGUCUCAGAGAUUGACUUGGGAAUUGUAGAUUAUUCCAGAUUUAAGAUGGAAAGAAACAUUAGUAAUGUUGGUGAGAGUCUGUCUCCAAAUGGAUCUACAAAGAACAUGGAGAGACCUGUCUUUAUUCAAAGUGAUCUUUCGUGCUUUCCGAGCAUGGCAAGCAAUUCCUCAUGUCUAUCUUUAGCAGACAAAGAUCAAGACGAUGAGCUGAAGUUGGAGCUUGAUGCAAUUGAGUCACAAUAUCAGCAGUGGUUCCGUGAGCUGUCGACGAUGCGAGAGGAAGCGGUAGAGGGUGCAAGGAAAAGGUGGUUGGUUAAGAAUAAGUUAGCCAAUGCUUGAUUAUUUGGGAUUUGGGUGAUCAAUUUUCUGACAUUUACUUGAAUUAUUGUUUCUUACUCUUAUAACAUUCCAUUGUUGCUUUGUACUUUUGAGAUCUUCCCCAAUUAUGAGUGUGUUU
Magnolia sinica is the source of this 2588-nucleotide messenger RNA. RefSeq names its product probable serine/threonine-protein kinase WNK6. Gene Ontology annotation, biological process: intracellular signal transduction; protein phosphorylation. The transcript has 7 exons. Gene Ontology annotation, molecular function: protein serine/threonine kinase activity; ATP binding. Gene Ontology annotation, cellular component: cytoplasm. NCBI's taxonomy places the organism in Eukaryota, Viridiplantae, Streptophyta, Magnoliopsida, Magnoliales, Magnoliaceae. The record is from RefSeq and is a predicted model, not a curated record. The coding region runs from base 560 to 2470 and encodes 636 amino acids.